Messenger RNA from Paramecium pentaurelia, 639 nucleotides. NCBI's taxonomy places the organism in Eukaryota, Ciliophora, Oligohymenophorea, Peniculida, Parameciidae. The record is from the annotation of a GenBank genome assembly.
AUGAUUAUAUUAAGUAAUAAAACGAAUAAGACUUAAAAAAUCUUAUAUUAUUAUUAUUAUUAAAUAAUUAUUUCUCAUUCAAUUCAAGAAAACAAUUAGCUAGUUGCAACCUUCACUUUCUUUUUUUUACAUAAUAAUUUCCAAAUAUAGAGUGUUUUAGGAAUUAGCUACUUCGUAAAAACAAUUGCAAGACUCAAAAUCAAAAAAAUCAUCUAAAUAAAUCCCAGAAAAACUUUGUUUUCAUAAGAAAUAUCAAUCAAACCAAUAUCUAAAUAUAAAAAUAAGCUUAAACUAAAUGCUGUUAAAAUUCCUUCAAUAUGUAAGAAUAUAAUCUUAUCUGAUUUAGAGCAUUAUUUAUAUUUUUAUAUUAAAUAACAUUAGCUUAUACUACUGAAAGAUAUUAAUAAGCACUAUAAGAUUUAUUAAUUCUAGAAUAGUAUUAAUACUGUAUGGAAAAACAUAGUUCUACAAAUAUCGAAGAUAAUAAAUUUUAUUUCUAGUUUCUCUAGCUUUGCUUUUACAUUGCUUUAAAUAGCAGCGCCGAAUAAAUUAAAUGAUUUUAAUAAAAAGCUAAUACAUAUGAAAAAUAUUAAAGAAGCAAAAAAAGUGGUUAAAAUACUCCUCAAAUUUUCUAUUUGA